Molecule: messenger RNA, 468 nt
Organism: Cooperia oncophora
Lineage: Eukaryota; Metazoa; Nematoda; Chromadorea; Rhabditida; Trichostrongylidae
Source: the annotation of a GenBank genome assembly
AUGAUGGAUGCUGACGAGGGUAACCACUAUUCGUGUAGCUGCUGUAUUUCGACGAUUUCGUUACUUUGCGCUGCUUUGAUAUUGACGUAUGUUUCGUCAACGGUUCGAUUCUAUGUGAAAGUUUUUCUUUACUUCACGGCCAUCAUCGCAGCUGGAACAGUUGGAGGUAUAAUAAGUUUGCCCUUUGGGAGGACGCCUAACAAUCAUUAUAGGAUGUUUCGACUAUUCCAAUGGUUCUCUUCGUUUUUACGACUGCGGUUCAUAUUACGGAAUGAGCAUUAUUUGACGAGCGACAAAGCGUUCAUUUUGAUCGCUAACCAUCAGAGCGCUAUCGACGUACUUGGUAAGCUCCCUCUGAGGUUUCCCUUUGAAAGCGUUUUUUUAAAGGCUUUGAAAUAUUUCCAUAACCAUUCCGUUAGGAAGUUAGAGUAUAGGUUAGAGCUCAGCCAGAAAAGUGAGAUCCACUAA